Molecule: messenger RNA, 1566 nt
Organism: Durusdinium trenchii
Lineage: Eukaryota; Dinophyceae; Suessiales; Symbiodiniaceae
Source: the annotation of a GenBank genome assembly
AUGGGGCUUGCUGUGCAUCUUGGUCAGGACAAGGACAUUCAGCGGGAUGCGACAGGCAGUGUGAAGCAUGCCAUCAGCCUUGCGAAGACCAUUUUGGAAUGCGUGGAGCAAACAGCGUUGGAAUACAUCAACGCUGUUGGGGAUGGGCCAGAGAAUCAGGAAGUCAUGACCUUCCAUGCCAACCUUCUUCUCUUCCAGAUCUCAGCUCUAAGUGAGGUCCAGUCCUACCACCGUGCGUUCCCUUGGCGUUUGGUGGAAUGCUUGGAUCCAGCAUCCUGGGCAACUGUACUUCCUGCAAUGAAGGAUCUCUGGUACUUCGUCAUUAACAUGGCCGAUUGCUUGAAACCAAAUGACAAGCUCUACUGGAUAGUCCAGGUGACUCGCUUCCAGCCCUUCAGAGAUGUCAUGAUCGCUGGCGAGUUCAUAGACUUUGACGUGCAGCGGAUGGGUUCGCCUGCCAGCCGCCCCUUGCAAGAGAACAUCCUUGCAAUCUGCGGGCUUCAAGAGGCUGGUGCGCCCACUAGCCUUUUGAGCUCGUUGCCUUCAGAGCUUGCUUUCAACAAGCUAAGAGAUGCAGCCAAAAGGCACAGCAAACAAGAGAGGUGUCAGCCCGCAGCGCUGCACUCUGUGGCUUGGAAAGCCAGUGUGAGCCAUGUGUGCGGAUGUGAAUCCCUCGAGCUCACAGAGGAGGACUGGGCCGUCCCCAUGAAAGCGUCCCAGAUCAAGGUGUCGGUGCAUUCCAAUAUGAGAUCGUCUUGCUCUGACAUGGGGAUUUCAGUGGAAGGCCUCACGAGGCACAAGCAGGCCAACCAGUACACCAAACCUCAUAUUUGGACUGCUCGCUUGGAAUACCUGGAGGUGCUGUCAAACGCCUUCAAAGCCGCAGAGGGCACGAUUGAGGACAAGCGAGUGGCAGUGACAAAGAUGCACCAACUUUCGUGGCUGUGCAAAGUCUUGCCUUGCAUGUGGUUCCUCAAGCCCAAGACAGAGGAAGCGGACAUUCCUCACGAGUCGUUGAUCAUUGUCAAAGCUGGACCAUUCACCGCCCGAUGUGUGAAGCUCUCUACACUUGGCGACAACUGGUACCGGCUUCAAAGCAGCGAUCCUUUGCAUGAAGUGAUUGUGACUGACCUCGACCAGGUGACAUUGGCUCAGGCCACGCCUGACAUCCAUGCAGGAGCUCUGGCGUGGGCCAAGACAGGUCCAUGGCUCUCGAUUGUGGACUUCGUUUGUGACCAUGGCAUUGAGAAUGUUGGAGCUCAACUGCUAAUUUCCCUUUGUGCGCUGCUCAAAAUCCCUGGCCACAGCAAACUUGAUCACAAGCACCGAGUGGAGCUCUUUCUGAAGACUUGCGGUCGAUCAGAGGAGUACGUGGCGCGAGUCCUUGAGAACUUGCCGGAGCCAAGGAAAAGAACAGCAAAGGAGUCAGAGGUGCCAAAGUGUUUUCAAUUGCCAAUUUGUUUCAAACUAUAUAUUUUGAACUUUUUGUGGGUUGUCAGAUCCCUUGAACUCGACUUGUGCAUCUUCCUUUUGUUCUUGGCAGGUGGAAGAGAUGGACGCAGAUGA